AUGAAGACUAUUACCAAUUUAUGGGAUCACAGAGCAGUUGUGGACAUUGGGUCGAGCAUCCAGCUGGAGUGUUCAGUGCAGUACGCCCAGGACUACCCAGUGCUGUGGGUGAAGCGAGGUGCUGGGGAUGUUCAAGACCUGCCCAUCUCCACGGGCCCUAGCCUCAUUAUCAGGGACUCCCGCUAUGCCCUCAGACAUGAUCAAGGCUCGGCCACAUACAUCUUACAGAUUAAGGACAUCCAGGAAAGUGAUGGUGGGGACUACAUGUGCCAGGUGAUCAUUGGUAUCAACAACCGCAUCACUGCCAACGUCAAUCUCCUGGUGCGCAGACCUCCAGUCAUUUCUGAUAACUCAACUAGGUCUGUGGUUGCAAGUGAGGGAGACAGUGUGGAGUUAUCUUGUUACGCUGGUGGAAUGCCCAUCCCAGAUAUAUCAUGGAGGAGAGAAAACAAUGCUAUCCUCCCUACUGGCGGCUCUAUUUACAGGGGCAAUGUGCUGCAGAUCGCCAACAUCCGCAAGGAAGACCGUGGCACCUACUACUGCAUUGCUGAGAACCAGGUUGGUCGUGGUGCCAGGAGGAACAUUAAUGUCGAAGUGGAGUUCGCUCCGGUGGUUCGAGCAAUACGUCCUCGCGUCUACCAGGCUCUGCAAUACGACAUGGAUCUGGAGUGUCACAUUGAGGCAUAUCCACCAGCUGCGAUUUCUUGGGUCCAUAAGCAGGAGUCCAUUGUUAAUAACCAACAUUAUAGGGUGUCCCAGUUUGCCAAUGCAGAUGAAUUCACAGACACAACUCUCCGUGUUUUGACUAUUGAGAAACGUCAGUUUGGUAAUUACUCGUGUAUGGCCACCAAUAAACUUGGUCAGUCAUCAGCUACAGUGCUGCUCAGCGAGCACGUUGUUCCCAACAUACGGUACCGUGGAGUACUCUACUAUGCUGCGGGAUGCGCCACACUCCACCAUCAUCCUCUCCUCUUUAUCUUCUUCUCUGGUCUCUUUCUGGCCAUCAUUCACAAGCUUUUGGUAUGGUCAGCGUGAUCAUGUAAAUUUAAACCAAAUUUUCUGUCACAACUUGGCUAUUUCAUGAAGUCAGGCUUUACAGUGAAAAAAAAUGGUCUCUAAAUGCUAUCCUAUAUCCACAUAUUUAGAUUUUCUCACUUGUUUUUAACUUUUAUCUACAGAUAAUAUGAUUAAGAUAAUCAGGGUACAUUAGCAGCUUAACAUUGCAAUUCAACAUUACCACAGUUUUGCUUUACCACAUUAAAAAAGACUUAACCCUGUCAGUGAAUAAUGACAUAUUACUAACUUGUGAGGUUUAUACACACGGUAACUGCAAUAUAAUUUAAGGUGUUUUGUGAUUUUUCUGAGUUUCACCCAGAGCUGUAAUUUCCUUCCUUUAUCAUAUGUUGCCAAUUUCUACUUUCCUUCUUCUUCGUCACUGCUGACAUUGAAAUGUAUAAUAGGCUUGAAAAAGGCACUUUUUUGGUAAUGUUAAUUUUUUGACCGAGUAUUACGUGCAUUUGUAUAGUUUUUUUCCGUGAAUUAGUUGACCUUUGUAACAAACUUCAACUAAUACAUUAAAUAAUGAACAUUUGAUGUGUUGACCAAGUCAUGAAUGCUCAUUUAGUAUCAUGAUAAAGUUAGUUUUAUACAUAUUGCCAUAUUGUUAUUUUACUGAGGACGCGAGUGGUCAAUAUGAAGAGAUUAAUGAGAAACUAAAUCUUUCAUGUCUGCAACUCGUCUCGAUGACACAUUCACUGCAUUACACAGACUUAUUUAGGACUGGAGGAUAAUGAUGAAAUGGCAUAUUUGUGUUUUGUUUUAUUUAUUCUGGUUUGGAACAGUAAAUAAUCUUAAUGCGGUUUCAUCUCAGCUGAUACACUGUAAAUUGAUUUCAAUAACCAUAUACUGCAGUGGUUGUUUAGCUCUGACUAUUUAAAACGUGUGUGAUGCUAAAAAAAGGUAAAAGCUAACCAGAAUUGUGGUGGGAAGGCAGAUGACUGCCGACACCUUGAAGGAAAGUGACAUGAAUGUAUUCACUUUGGGCACUUUUACUGAAAAUUAAUUGAUCAAAAUCCUUCGAUCUUGAUCACUUUGAAUACAUGCAAUUGAAGUGAUAUUUGAAGUAAUCAGUUGGCUAGGACCAAAACUUUCUCAGUAAAGGUAUUAUAGGUGACCAUUUUCCGUAACUAGAACUACAGUAGCAGUGAAGUCACAAAAAUUUAUUUCACUCAAGAAAUAUGUUGUAGAACGGAGUAAAUUUUUCACAACUUUAGAUUGAUGAGUCAGUUCUGGCUAAUGUGUUCCAUGUUAGGAGUCAUCAGGGUAGGUUAUUGUCCCAUGGUAUAAUAAAUGAACACUAUCUACUAACACUCCUAGCUUGAGUAAGACACUAGUGAAUCUUGACAGACAUGAGUAAACAUUAUUGCAAAUGUAACAGUGAAAUGACCAUGAUUUCUUGCAGUUAAUUUUUAUGUAAUGUUAUGGAAAUGUGGAUGCAACUUACAGCUGUAGUGUUCAGAUCGACUGUAAGAUACAGUACAAGGUUCGACCAGAUCGACUGUAAGAUACAGUAUAAGGUUCGACCAGUUGAAUAUAUGCUAAAUCUUAGGUUUCUUUAACCUGAAAAAGAACAGUUUUCAAACUUAACCAUGUUUUUAAAAUUUUUUUAUUAGUGCAUUAAACCCGCUAUCACCUUAUAAACUCAGGAAACUGUAAGUGAAAUGGUUUAAAAUAUUUUAAAUGUACUAGAAACACAUUCUAUGGAUUUCCCUUUAGCAACUUUAUCAAAAUAUCUGGUUCCACAUUCUUAUCAGUGGCAAAGCUAAUUACUGUAUAUAUGUGGAUAGAAUAAUCAAAUUUAUUAAAUAAACUGUGUUUAUAACUGCUGGAACUUUUCAAAGUGUGGAUUUUUAGAAAACUGUACCAUAGGACAUGGUGAAAUCCAUAGUUUUGUCACAUUGCAUUUUACUGUAUACUGUAUUUGUAUAAAUUAGUGCAAUUUCAAGUGUGAUUUAUGUAGUCUAGAUCUGUGAGAAUGUUUAUGUAUGAGUGAAUGAGCUAUAUGUUGUGGUUUUAAUCAUAUCACAUAUCUGUGUUAUGAAUCAAAAUAUUUUGUAUGUUUUUCUUUCAAUAAAUAAACUUUAAUAAAAUAC
Cherax quadricarinatus is the source of this 3152-nucleotide messenger RNA. NCBI's taxonomy places the organism in Eukaryota, Metazoa, Arthropoda, Malacostraca, Decapoda, Parastacidae. The record is from RefSeq and is a predicted model, not a curated record.